Messenger RNA from Amoebophrya sp. A25, 4383 nucleotides. The record is from the annotation of a GenBank genome assembly. Lineage: Eukaryota; Dinophyceae; Syndiniales; Amoebophryaceae.
AUGACUACAACUACAGCACGACGACCACUGAAGAACAGUGCUGCAAUAUCUACCCAAAUCGUUAAGGCAAAGAAGUGAAUGCAAGUUCGUAUGCUAGUAGACUCCAGCUGGUCGGCUACUAUCGAUGGUGUAGUUGUUGUUUAUGAUUUUUACUUUUAGUACCUACGCUCAUCUAGGCUAAUUCUAUGAUCAACAAAGUUGAAAUUCCACACUGAAUUUCAUUGUUUAGUAUCUACUUAUACACACAUGCUCGACGCUUUAUGGCUGCUCUAACGCAAAUAACUCUGGAAUCGGCGGUGAAUUUCCAACACUUGCCAGUAUGAUGCGGAACAAAGAGGCGCCCAAAUUGGCUGCACACCGAUCAUUUGGGCGUAGAAACCAAGCCUCAGCGUGUCACAACGACCAACGACAUGCUACUAGCACUCCUGAUCCCUCUACUACAGGCGCCGCAGCAGGGGAAUCUAGAAGUACCUCGUCUUUGUUGAUUAACAGCAACAGGAUUAACAGAGGCACAACCAGCACGACGACACAACUCUUGAAGGGAGGGGAAACAAGAGCUUUGGACGGUCGUCGAACUUCGUCCAGGAAUUGGUGUGGCGGAAACAAGUUGGACCAUCGCAAAUCGAACGACGGAGCCAGCAUUUUAGUUAAGGCUAAUACUAGUACUUAAUAAGUAGAAAAAAAAGUUUAUACCUGCGGUCUAUGUAGUGUAUGUUUUGUUUUUUUCAAGAAUACUUGCAUUAUAUUUAUCCAACAUAUUACAACUGCGGAACCAACUAGAGAUAGUCUACCACGUCCACGUCGACCUCAGGUCACUAUCGGGGACUUUAUUUUACAGAUAGUCUACCACGUCCACGUCGACCUCAGGGGUACUACUUAUGUGGGACUUUAUUUUCCAGAUCUCUCUCAUCUAUCUCUUUCUAACUCGAAGGAGGUCGACAAGCAUGUUCGAGCAUACCAGAAUGAGCUUGACGAAGUCGAAGAUGUUGAUGUGCUGGAGUCCACGGGGGCAUACAAUCGAAGUGGAAGUGGUUAUCAACAUCAAGAUAGUACAACUACGAAGACACCUCAACAUCAAAAUAGAAGUACUACGAAGACACCUCCACCUCCAGCAGUGGUUCAGCACGAAGUCUGCAUCAACAGCAAGCGGACCUCAACACCUGCACGGGAUACGUCGUCGCGGAACUUUAGUCCCUACAACCAGGAGAAAGGUAGACAGCAAGCGUCGCACCAUUCUACGACUUCGAAUUGGUACAAUGAAUUACUGGAAUUCGGAAAAGAAUAAGAAUAUUCUUUUAAUAUCCAUCGGAUGCAGAACUAGCUUUGACUCAAUGUUGAUCCUGCAGCUUCAUAGAAGUCGGAAUGAUUAUUUUUUCCUAUGCCUAUCUUCAUCACCAUCUGCAUCUGGAACUGCACACCGGAUUUCCAUCUUCUGCAUACUCUUUCAGGUACAGCGGUCAUGAAGGAUCUUUGAGUGUGUCCAACAGCCAACGCGACUUCGCCGAAGAAGGCUACCAACAGGUAAUAUUUGUGUCUACGCAGCUCAAACUCUUCUUGAGUGUGCUUCUUAUUGAAGCUCGUAGUUGCUCUUUAUUUUCAUUUUCUAGAGGAAGAGUUAGAGUCAUCUUUGUCUACUUCGUCUCCCGUCACACUCGGAUGUCGAAGCAUUCAAAUACCUCACAGGUCGGAGCAUACGACUCAUCUUCAAAGAACGGUUAUGAUGGUCGUGGCCGUGCAGCAGGUCAUCGCGGAGGAAAAUGGGGCGGGCAGAAACGCGGAUAUCAAAGUCCUCAACAGCAGUCUCAACAUUCUCUGAAACGAGGAGACCAAAAUUGGAAGGGUGGGUCAGGUCCUCCUUACGGUGACGAUUAUAAUCGAGACCAGUACUCCCGUCAUGGAGAUUAUCACGUACCGGACAGUCACCAUGACACGUAUCAUGGUGAGCAGCACCUUGUUACGCAGCACCAUGAUCCCCGAGCUCAUCAUGAUCAGCAUUUCUACCCUGCUGUGUUGGGAGCCAGACGGACUGGACGGGCUAGCAGUACUUUUUUUAUCUCCCUCAAGCUCAACAAGAGUUGUUGCCAAUGCUAGAUUGAAUGGUUCCGGUAUUUGGUAACCUGAAUUUGAUCAUACGGGAAAACAAGAAGAGAACCCUUAUGAUCAAAUUCAGGUUACCAAAUACCAGAACCAUACAUAGAUGAACAUCAGUGAUUUAUACUAAAACCCAACCUCCACACGACGCAGGAAGGAGUUGAUGUAAUUAAGCGUGGACUUGGUUCGCUUUCUUCCGUGGGUUUUAGGUCCCCGUCGGGCUGUGCCAGCAUGGCCCGACACCUCGUCAUGCCGCAUAGAGUCUGAUCUUCGUCUUCGUUCUCAUCUGUCAUGGAGUUAGCUGCUCUUCGUCUUCCUAUUUCCGAGAGAUAGUGAGGCUUCGCGCGGCGCUUCGUCGCUGGCAACUGCAGCAAAAGAUAUGAUCAUAGUGCGCCUUAUUAUUAAUCACUCUCUCCUACCAGAUAACCAUCGCCCACCGAAGGAAGGAGUUGAUGUAAUUAAGCGACGCGAAGAGGAAAUCGAGAAACUGAAAGCGUUCAGGCCCUACCGGGAAUUUCUGCUAGUGAAAGAUGCCGCAGAAACUCGGGUACUAUGAUGAAGAUUGAUGAACUACAACUAAGUUGAUAUAUUUAUAAUUUUCAUUCUUAUGUUAAUGUUUGGGCCAAUCAUGUCCUUUCUUAUGUUUUUGUUGCUCCUCGAGUUUGUUUGACGUACAAAGUAGAACCAAAAGAUCGAGUCAAUGAAAUAGCACCACCUCGACCUCGCCUCGCACUCCACCUUGUUAGAUCAUGGUUGCAAGUACAACAUCCAAAUUAUAAAACACAGGGCUACAUCUCUAGUUUAGCUGGUGCGGAGAUUCCAACACCCGAUGCGAGUGCCACAAUGCCAAGGCGCAAGUGGAAAUAUCAGUGUGAGGUGUGGCGUCGCGCUCUGCGGGACUGGGUCAAAGAAAUCGUUAGUGUGCAUCCAGACCUAAACGAAUUCGUGUUGAAUGAGGAAGAUGAGGAAGGUGAAGGACAGCUUGAAGACGAUAACGAGGAAAACUACUGCGGUGAGAAUGAGAAACAAAAAGCAAUCAUUUCGUUCGGAACUAUUCUUGGAGGACGAAGUGAACCAAUUGUCGAAGAGGACGUAGUUGCUGUGAUAAAAGAUCAAAAGCAAGGCGCAUCAGGUACGACCAAGACUGCCUCCAAGUCCAAUACAGACGAGACGAGCACUGUGCAGUCACGUGAGAAAGUUUCUCACAAUUAUAACAUUGGAGUAAGUGGCUUGCUAGAGUCAGGAGCAACUACAUCUACACCAGGAGCGACUUCAUCAUCAACCAAACAGAUCAAAAGGAAUAGGAGCGCCACCUCAACGACUGCUCGACGGGAGAGUAAUAAGCCUCCGCGAUUGCCGACCGAUCAUGCUACAACUUACGGAGCUUCAAGAACCACGGGGAACAAGGUCAUUUACAAGCCGAAAGUUGUUGUAACUCCACAGAAGGAGGUGGAGCAGGACUUUGAAGGAAAGUCGCACAAGACGGAGCAAAAAAUUGUAGAAGAAAAAGCUGCAAAAGAUGGCGGUAGCUCCUCGGCAGUCGAGCGUCCGUCAGCCUCAGCUUCUUCCUCGUCGGCAGAUCGACACUACUUGUCACCGCCAGCUACUACGAGAACUCCAGUACUAGCGAGAGAACAACCAUCUUCAAGCACUGAUCGUGAUUUUGAGGCUGCAUCUUCACAGAAACAUCAUAUUUUUACAGGAGGAGAAGCAGCUACUGCGUUUAGUAGUCCAGGUUCUGCCUCGACAGCAGACUCCACCGGUACUGCGCGAAAAGGAGAAAAUACGACGUCCUCUCAGAAUGAGAAUGUUGACACGGUGUCAUCUCCGGAUAUUGCUUCUACAAGUGGGGUGGACGUGUCUCCAUUUUCAUCGACAGGCCCUACGAGGAGUGCCACACCUCCAACGCCAAUCACAACGAUCCAGUCGGCCGCGACCACAACGUUGAACAUUGCACCAGCUCAUCACGUGACACCUUCCUCGAAGGUUGGUGACAGCCCCUCCGUUUCCGGAAGUACCCCAGCAGCUUUGUCAACUCCCUCUUCAGGUGCUAGUAGCUCUUUGAGGUACACACCGCCACCCCGAACUCCGCCGCCCGCGAAAGAGAGUUUUCUACCGUCAUCGUCCGCAGCGUCGCCGGGUGCCAGUUCCUUCGAGAGCUUUGGGUCUAGGCCGUCGUGCUCCUCCUCGCCGUCUGCAGGAAGUAGUGCUACCGGAACACCCUCGUCAUACGGGAAGCCUCCGCAAUACAGUCCGCCUCUGCAGUAUGCUCCGCCACCUUCUUCUAGAUGA